AUAAAUAUAAAUCAUAGCCUAAAUAUAAAUAAUUUAACAAAUUAAAUUAGAAAAAAAUAAAAAUCCCGGGCGUAGCCCGGGUUAAUCCCUAGUCUAUACUAAUAAAGUAGAACAGAAACACUCCAGAGGCUGCCACGUCAGCAGACCCCGUUCGUUUUGCUGACACGUGUCGAAGGGAGAGGGGAUUUCGUUUUUUUCUUACGCGAGAGUUUGGUUACGGGAGGAGAUUUGGUUUUGUUUGGGCUUUUGUUUUUACUUUGGGCCCAAGUGAUGUUGCUAGGGUUGACGUAUGCUCACGGCGUUGCCAUUUCCGCCUUCCUCUUUCCAUCGUUUUUGCUUUCUCACCUCUCUGUAACGUAGUCUUCAUUGAAAUCGAUCUUUAAUUCGAUCAUCAAUUUUCACCCCACCUCUCUUCCCACUCCAUCUCAUUUGCUCUUAUGGACGACCCGGUUUUGUAACAGAUCGGAGGUGGCGCUAUAAAUACGUGUGUCUUGGAGCGAUGAGGAUCUACAGCUCUGAGAUUUAUAGCUUAAGCAAUCCGACGCGCCUUCCGAUAUGUCUUCAUAUGUUCUUCUCGCUAACUUGAGAGCAGGCCGUUGCUCAAACACCGCUGAAGUUCGUCUUCUGAGGUUCUGGGAAGCUCGCAACGUCAGGAAAGAUGGAGAGCUUAUGAGCCUUGACAUGCUUCUCCUUGAUGAACAGUCUACGCUGAUACACGGGAGCAUCAACUCAAGCCGCGUUGACACUUUCCGGAGGCGGCUCAGUGAAGGCUCCGUCUACUCUCUCAGUGGUUUCGACGUGGCACGGGCUAACCCAAAAUACCGACUCUCUGACUCUCCGGUGUCCAUACGCUUCAAUGAUGGGACUGAGUUAUUCAGGUUUCGCAGCCAUGAACAGUUUCUGGCAUUGGCAAAUACUAACAGAGAACUCCCAGAUAUCGUUGGUGGAGUAAGUUCCGUGAGGAGCACGAUCACCGACGGUCUACGCGGUCCUCAGCGUGUAAUGGUGACUCUACGUUUGGAAGGGGAUGUCAAUGUUUGUGUCAGUAUGUUUGAUGAUCGUGCUGUAACUUUCCAAACUAAGUUUGACGAGCACGUCUCUAAGCCAAGGGUUAUACUGUUUACAAGUAUCAAUCCCAAAGUUGUUGGAGGGAAGCUUUUUCUCAACGCUACGUCUGGUACGCACUUUUAUUUCGACCGUGAAACAUCAGCUGGAAAAGAGCAUUAUGAAAAGCUGGUUGGUGAUGGAGCCAAUUCGAGCUCUUCUAAAUCAAAAGUGGUCUCAGCUCAGAAAAUCGAGCCCUUGACCGUUGCUGAACUGAACCAAUAUGUCCUUGCCGCUGACCCACAGGAUAUUGAGUUCCUAUGCAAGGCCGAGGUGACCAGUCUUCAGUCGGAUAAGGGAUGGUGCUAUAUCGGAUGCUCCAAAAGCGCAAAGAAGCUUCAGCGGGAUGAAACAUCUUUCACUUGUCUCUCGUGUGAUAGGGAGAACGCUACGGGUGUGUUAAGGUAUCGGGUGGAGUUCUCGGUGGCGGACCAUACGGAUGAGGCUGUAUUUGUAGCAUUUGAUACAGAGAUUGCUAAGCUAACCAACAUCCAAGCAUCUGAGGCUGCACAUAUUUUUGGUGCGGGUGUGAAUGCUAGGGUCGACAGCGACUUCCCUCCGUUCUUGAAUGAAGUAGUUGGAAAAACUUUCACUUUCCAGCUCAAGUUGGGUCAGUUCAACUUCACCUCCAAGCACCAGAGUUUCACUGUCUCCCGUAUAAUAAGUGAACACGAGAGAGCGCCAUUGCCAGCGUUUGUUAACGAUGGGGGUGAUCAUGGACCAGCUGACAAUGGAGAUGGUGUGGCACCAAAGAUUGAUGAGAGUACCGUUGUCAGCAACAAUGCAUCGGCAUCAAAUGUCCCAUAUCACGGUUCUCAGGCUGCAAAAAACAGAAGCUUGUCAAUGAUGGGAACGUGAAGAAGAAGGCACACAAGGAGUAGAUCAACCUGGAUUGCAUCAUUUCCCACCGCUUACCUAUCAAAAAAUGCUUUAUCUUUUGUUCAUCUUUUUAAUUUAAACUCUUUAGUUUCUUUUUUCCUAAUAUUAUAGAUUUGAAUUCUAUGUCUGGUGGAUGUUUUAACGAAUGCAAUCUGAUCUUUUUCUUUCGAUAUUAUACAGUCUUCCGUUUUGGUGCUUUGA
Messenger RNA from Brassica rapa (field mustard), 2184 nucleotides. RefSeq lists its product as uncharacterized. NCBI's taxonomy places the organism in Eukaryota, Viridiplantae, Streptophyta, Magnoliopsida, Brassicales, Brassicaceae. The record is from RefSeq and is a predicted model, not a curated record.